Molecule: messenger RNA, 960 nt
Organism: Aspergillus melleus
Lineage: Eukaryota; Fungi; Ascomycota; Eurotiomycetes; Eurotiales; Aspergillaceae
Product: NmrA/HSCARG family protein
Exons: 1
Coding region: 1-960 (319 amino acids)
Source: RefSeq, a predicted model, not a curated record
AUGCAACCGGACCCAGCUGUCGCGUUUGUGACCGGAGCUACCGGCGCUCAAGGCGGAGCUACUGCACGUCAGCUCCUGGAUGCCGGAGCCCAGGUUCAUGCCCUCGUUCGGGAUACGUCCUCACAAGCUGCCAUUGAUCUUCAGGCUCGGGGAGCACGAUUGUUUCAAGGAAGCUUUGAUGACAUCGCAGUUUUGAAGGCUGCGAUGUCGCGUGCAAAUGCCGUCUUUCUUAACGUCCUACCUAGUCCGCGGGAUCCUAGCCUUGAGGUCACCUAUGCCAAAAACAUCAUUGAUGCUGCCAAAGCCGCCGGCUCUGUCACAACUAUGGUCUACAGCAGCGUGACAAUGACCGGAAAACAUGAGACCUUUCCGAACUGGGGUCCGGAGUAUCCGCUGGCAUGGUACUGGACCAACAAAGACCAGAUCGAGAAGAUGGUGCGCAGCGCCGGGUUCCAACACUGGACUAUCUUACGACCAGCAUUUCUGAUGGACAACUACCAUCAACCCAAAGUCUCGUUCAUGUUCCCGGAACUGGUGGCCAGUCACACAUUUCUAACAGCAUACCAUCCCGACACUCGCAUGACUGUGGUUGAUUCGGAUGAUGUCGGCAAGUUUGCGACAGCCGCCAUUCUCGAGCCUUCUCGUUUCCAUGGCCAUGAGAUUGACCUCGGCGUCGAGAGCCUCAGCCCGGCCGAGAUCGUGCGUGCACUAAGCCACGCGAGUGGGAAGGAAGUCGGUCUACAGUUUUAUUCCAAGGAUGAAGCAGAGCGGAUUGCUGCUAGAAACCCGAGAAUUUGGGCGGAUUUGUGGGCCAAUGACGUCGGAUAUCAGGUCAAUUUCGAGGAAUUGGACAAUUAUCAGAUUCAAAUGACCAGCUUUUCCCAAUAUCUGCAGAACCAGCGGGGCGUCAUCCUGCGGACCUUUGGUCAAGAUCCGACCUACGCUACGUCUGCUGUAUAA